UAGCAUAGGAAACCAGGAAACAUGGCGACUCACCAUCAACCAGCUCCUCAUCAAAGGCCAAUUCAACAAGACUGGGCUAACAGAGAAUACAUAGAAGUGAUAACCUGUAGCAUCAAGAAAAUAUCUGAUUUCUUGAAUUCAUUUGACAUGUCAUGCCGUUCAAGACUUGCCACUCUAAAUGAGAAGCUGUCAGAAUUAGAGCGAAGGGUGGAGUACAUUGAAGCGAGGAUUACGAAAGGAGAGACUCUAUCAUGAUCCCAUCAGUGAAUCAUCAAUGGCUUUUCACGUGUACAGUUUCAUUGUUGAUCUGUUAACUGUUUUUCAGAAUUGAAACCUUCAAACCCAAGACUGUGUAGCAGGUUUCAAGACACCUGUUGCAUCUGUAGUCCCUAGCAACUACUGCUUGAAGCAGAAUGGGUUCCUGUUCAAAAUCUACAUCUCUCUGAAAUAGAUUCAGUGUUACCGUGUCAUAAUGACAGCCAGUACUUUUCGAUUGAGACUAUGAUACCUAUUUGGCUAAGUGAGUGUAAUGACUUUAAGAUUUCAGAAUCAAGGGUGGGGUUGGGUUGGGGAAGUAUGUCUCCUUGAUACUGAAUGGAGACCUGAAACAAUUGUUUAUACUGUAUGAUUGUAGUCAUACCUGUGCAGAUUUAAAGUAAUAAACAUUGAUACAAACAUUGUCAUGCUAAAUAUUUUAGACUUUUUGUGGUGUUCUCCAAACCAUUUUAUAUUUUUAUUCCAUUUUGUACUUAAGAUUUAAUGGGUUUUAUGGAUUGUUCUUUGGGUAGUUUGAAAAUAAAUUUGGAUGGAAAUAAUAAUUGCACCAUCAGGUGUUGUGUCCAUGUUUCAAAGAGCCACUGACAGUAUCACCAUACUGUAGUGGUCAGCUUGUGCAACUGUCAAUCAUGUAGUGCUUUUUAUCUAAUUAUUGCGGGUAUUAUUAAGGUAAUCAGUUGGAGCAGUUACUGGUGGAGAUUUUACUCAAUAAGGAAAACAUUGAUGUGUCUGAUGGUGGUGUAAGAUUUUAUUCCAAUGAUAGAAAAUUCAGUACUGUGUACUGAGACUGAAAUGAUACAAUAGAUGGAGGUGCUGUAAUAUUAAUUUCAAAUACAAUUGUAUAGUGUAUCUUUAUAUAAAUAGUUUUAAGUAUCUGAAUAGGAGUUUCUUUGAAUCGGCACUGACUGAAAUUUGUUCUUACCACAUAAAUCUUUCAAUGGUGUCAACAUGAACAUUUGAUUUCACGAAACUAUUUGGGAAAAUUAAUCACCUAUUUUUUCAUUAUAAUAAUGGACCUAAUUAAAAGUGUUUUUCUAAUUUGUAUUCAGAUAAUAUAGAACCUUGUCGUUUCUGUCUGAGAUCAUGGUAGAAUAAGAAACUUUGCAGUAUUACUUGAAGACAGAAAAUACAAAUGAUUUGGUAAAGAAUAAAAUCCUUGGUAAAAUGGUAGAUGUAGAAACUAGCUUGAAAGAAGUCAGUAUCUCAUUAGUGUAAUUUACACAAGUCAUAAAGAUAUUUCCAAACACUGUACUUUAUAUUGAAAUUAUAACCCAUUGUCCGACGUCCGAGUCCAGUGUUUUUUUCUGUCGGGCAAGCAAAUUUGUAUAUCACACUGUACCGUUGUCCAGUUGACUUUCCAAUGUUAAUUAUGCUGUUUAUUUUUAAAAAUCAGCAAGAAAACGGUUGGUAUAGUGGAAAAAUAAUAAGGGCAUGUGACUUUACAUGUGCCACUAUACCGGAGUACACUACCAGUUAUUUGCACCCCUGUGGUUAAUCAAAUUGUGGUUAAAGUGUUUGCUUGUCAUGACGAAGGUCCAAGUUCAAUUCCAACGUAGACUCAUGUGAAGCCCAUUUUCAGAGGCCCCAGCUGUGAAUUAGCUUUGAUAUUUGCUGAAAGCAGCAUUAAACCAUAAUCACUCAAACUUCAGGUAGCAAUUAUGCAUGCUUGUAAGAUAUUUAUUUAUAUUCUCUGAUGUAGAAAUAAACAUUUUCUCCA
Molecule: messenger RNA, 1993 nt
Organism: Haliotis rubra (blacklip abalone)
Lineage: Eukaryota; Metazoa; Mollusca; Gastropoda; Lepetellida; Haliotidae
Product: protein BRICK1-like
Exons: 3
Coding region: 22-255 (77 amino acids)
Biological process (GO): regulation of actin polymerization or depolymerization; actin filament organization; cell motility
Cellular component (GO): SCAR complex
Molecular function (GO): protein-containing complex binding
Source: RefSeq, a predicted model, not a curated record